Molecule: messenger RNA, 1172 nt
Organism: Bubalus bubalis (water buffalo)
Lineage: Eukaryota; Metazoa; Chordata; Mammalia; Artiodactyla; Bovidae
Product: failed axon connections homolog
Exons: 2
Coding region: 105-971 (288 amino acids)
Cellular component (GO): cytoplasm
Source: RefSeq, a predicted model, not a curated record
UCAGAGGGAAACAGCAAGAGAUUGACUCCAAAGAUGCUAUUAUUUUGCAUCAGUUUGCAAGACCUAACAAUGGUGUCCCCAGUUUAUCUCCUUUCUGUUUGAAAAUGGAAACUUAUUUAAGGAUGGCUGACUUACCCUAUCAGAAUUAUUUUGGUGGAAAACUCUCUGCUCAAGGGAAAAUGCCUUGGAUUGAAUAUAAUCAUGAAAAAGUUUCCGGGACAGAAUUCAUAAUUGACUUUCUGGAAGAGAAACUUGGAGUGAAUUUAAACAAAAACCUUGGUCCUCAUGAAAGAGCCAUCUCCAGGGCAGUGACUAAGAUGGUGGAGGAGCAUUUCUACUGGACCUUAGCUUAUUGCCAGUGGGUGGACAAUCUCAAUGAGACCCGGAAGAUGCUCUCUCUUAGUGGUGGCGGUCCCUUCAGUAACCUGCUGAGGUGGGUCGUGUGCCACAUAACGAAAGGAAUCGUGAAACGCGAGAUGCAUGGCCACGGCAUUGGCCGCUUCUCCGAGGAGGAGAUUUACAUGCUGAUGGAGAAGGACAUGCGGUCUUUAGCAGGGCUUCUGGGUGACAAGAAGUACAUCAUGGGGCCCAAGCUCUCCACCCUCGAUGCUACUGUCUUUGGACACUUGGCCCAGGCAAUGUGGACCUUACCUGGGACAAGACCUGAACGGCUGAUUAAAGGUGAGCUGAUCAAUCUCGCUAUGUACUGUGAGAGGAUAAGGAGAAAAUUCUGGCCUGAGUGGCACCAUGAUGAUGACAACACCAUCUAUGAGUCAGAGGAGAGCAGUGACGGGAGCAAAACACACACGCCCCUGCUGGAUUUCAGCUUUUACUCAAGGACAGACACCUUUGAAGACGAGGGAGCAGAGAACAGUUUUUCCAGAACCCCAGACACAGAUUUCACAGGACACUCGCUCUUUGACUCUGAUGUGGACAUGGAUGACUACACAGACCAUGAACAGUGCAAGUGACGGGCAGCCUCGCUGACCCUCCUCUGUUGGAGCUGCCACUCCCUGGGGUCAGUCCAGUUUCCCAGGCAGAAAUCCAUUGAUCUGGGAGGAGAUCUUCGUGCUUGGCACAGUUCUCACAAGCUAACUGGAGUAGAGCAGCCUUAUUUCUUUUUUGUACAAACAAGACACAGAACCAUUCCUAUGGCUCCAUUUAAAACAGAG